Messenger RNA from Aspergillus mulundensis, 1968 nucleotides. Its product is annotated as glycine--tRNA ligase. NCBI's taxonomy places the organism in Eukaryota, Fungi, Ascomycota, Eurotiomycetes, Eurotiales, Aspergillaceae. The record is from RefSeq and is a predicted model, not a curated record. Gene Ontology annotation, molecular function: glycine-tRNA ligase activity; ATP binding. Gene Ontology annotation, cellular component: mitochondrion; cytoplasm. The transcript has 2 exons. Gene Ontology annotation, biological process: mitochondrial glycyl-tRNA aminoacylation. The coding region runs from base 1 to 1968 and encodes 655 amino acids.
AUGGCUACGUUGAAUACAAAGACUGGCCAGGUCGUUGACCGGUCCGUCUUGGAUUCUAUGCUCCGUCGCCGCCUGUUCUAUACUCCUUCCUUCGAGAUCUACGGAGGUGUCUCCGGUCUCUACGAUUACGGUCCGCCCGGUUGUGCCGUCCUGAACAACAUUGUCGAAACUUGGCGGAAACACUUUGUUCUGGAGGAGGAUAUGCUGGAGGUCGACUGCACCAUGCUGACCCCCGAAGAGGUCCUGAAGACUAGCGGACACGUCGACAAGUUCGCCGACUGGAUGUGCAAGGAUCCCAAAACAGGAGAGAUCUUCCGCGCGGAUCACCUAGUGGAGGAGGUUCUUGAGGCCCGUCUUAAGGGUGAUAAAGAGGCUCGUGGUCAAAAGGUCGAGGUUGACGCGGAGAAGGAGGCCAAGAAAAAGAAGAAGGCAAAGAGCGUGGCAGUCAAGCUGGAUGAUGCGGUCGUCAAGGAAUACGAGGAAACCUUGGCCCAGAUUGACAACUUUGACGGACCGCAGUUGGAGCAAAUCAUCGCCAAAUACGAUAUCAGAAACCCUGUUACCGGUGGCAACGUCCUCCCUCCAGUUUCUUUCAACCUUAUGUUCCAGACCACGAUUGGACCUAGCAGCAACAUGCCCGGCUACCUGCGCCCGGAGACUGCUCAGGGACAGUUCCUGAACUUCCAGAAACUGCUCGAGUUCAACCAACAGGCCAUGCCAUUUGCUUCAGCCUCCAUUGGCAAGUCCUUCCGAAACGAAAUCUCGCCUCGUGCCGGUCUUCUGCGCGUUCGUGAGUUCCUGAUGGCUGAAAUUGAGCACUUUGUCGAUCCCGAGGGUGGUAAGAAGCACGCGCGCUUCGAGGAGGUCAAGGAUAUUGAGCUGACACUGCUCAACCGGGACGUGCAGCUGUCCGGUAGCACGAAGACCGAGAAGAUGACUGUUGGUAAGGCCAUUGAGUCUGGACUGGUGGACAACGAGACUCUUGGAUACUUCCUUGCUCGCAUUCAGCUGUUCCUGCUCAAGCUUGGUGUCGACCCAACCAAACUCCGAUUCCGUCAGCAUAUGGCCAACGAGAUGGCGCACUAUGCGUGCGACUGCUGGGAUGCGGAGCUGCACACUAGCUAUGGCUGGAUUGAGUGUGUCGGCUGCGCUGAUCGCAGCGCUUAUGACCUGAACGUACACAAGAACAAGACUGGAGCUCCUCUAGUUGUUCGCGAAACUCGUGCAGAGCCAUUGAAGGUCGAGGAAUGGCAAAUCGAUCUCGACAAGAAGAAGUUUGGGCCCCGUUUUAAGAAGGACGGCAAGACCGUUGAGGCUGCCAUUGAUGCUCUGUCCCAGGAGCUCCGGGAGAAGCUAUCUCUUGACCUCGAGAAGAGCGGCAAGAUCGAGAUUGAUGUCGAAGGUGUUGCCUCUGGCCAGGUUGAGCUCGAGAAGGACAUCAUCAAGAUCGAGAAGCGUACUCGUGUCGAGAAUGUCCGCGAGUACACUCCCAACGUUAUCGAGCCAUCAUUUGGUAUCGGCCGUAUCCUGUACAGUCUCAUGGAGCAUGUCUACUACUAUCGUGAAGGUGAUGAAGCGCGCGGUGUUCUGGCCUUCCCCCCGGUCAUCGCACCAACUAAAGUUCUCCUCGUUCCCUUAUCUAGCAACGAUGCAUUCCGCCCUAUGAUUCAACAAUUGACCACGAAGCUUCGGCGGUUGGGCGUAUCCAGUCGUGUCGAUGACUCUUCCGCCAGUAUCGGUAAGCGAUACGCGCGUAACGACGAGCUCGGAACACCAUUUGGUGUCACUGUCGACUUCCAGUCUGUCAAGGACAACACCAUCACGCUACGUGACCGUGAUUCCACAAAGCAGGUUCGCGCGAGUCAGGAAGAGAUCCUGCAGGCCCUCAAGUCCCUGGUGGAAGGUGAGGAGACCUGGGAGGAUGUCCGAAAGCGCCUGCCUGAGUUCACCGGACAGGAGGUGGAUUAG